UUUCGUUCUAGGAUGGAAACGCAAAGAAGCCGGCAGUGACGAAAUCGGGCGGGUUGCCCUUAUCGAUAAGGGUUCUUCUCCCCGGGAGACGGAGACUAAGUUACCUUACUGUAAGAUGAAAAGUAAGUUAAACCGCAGUUGCGGUGUAAAUACAGUCCUUCAAAAUGGGCAAAUCCAAUCUCGACCUGGUCAAAGAAUGCGACCGAUUCCCGUAUCACCAAGAUGACCCCGCCUUCUACGCCUCCCACCUCCAGAACUACCACGCCCUCAAAGUCACCGGCUGCGACGCCGUGCUUGGCUACAUCCUCAACUCCGUCGUGCACAAAUUCCCCUGGCCGCAAGGCCACUGGGCCAUCGACGCCGCCAACCGGACCGUCACGCUCGUGACCGGCCCCGAUGCCACCCCGGCCCAACGCAGCGCCCAGGUCGCCCAGACUCUCGCCGAGGCCGUGCGGCAGGACACCUUCCAGCUCUUGCGCGGCUGGCGCAACGAGAUGUAUCCGGUGUACGGGCCGGGCGGGGAGUUUCUGUUCGAGAUGGAGCGGUCGGCCACCCCGCUGUUCGGCGUGGUCUCGUACGGGGUGCACGCCACAUGCUAUGUCGACGACGGCCACAGCACGGGGGGAGGACUGCGUCUCUGGAUCCCACGACGGUCGCGCACGAAGCAGACGUACCCGGGAAUGCUGGAUAAUUCGGUCGCCGGGGGCAUGAGCUCGCACGAGAAGCCCUUCGAGUGUCUCGUGCGGGAGGCCAGCGAAGAGGCGUCGCUGCCGGAGGAGGUGACGAGGGCAAAUGCGCGCGCCGCGGGGUGCGUCACCUACUUCUACGUGCGGGGCGCGAACGCCGGCGGCGAGACCGACCUGCUGCAGCCCGAGGUGGAAUAUAUCUACGACGUGAAGCUCGGCGCCGACGUGGUCUUGAAGCCGUGUGAUACCGAGGUGGAGGAGUUCCACUUGCUGUCGGUUGAGGAGACCCAGCAGGCCCUGGCGAACGGCGAGUUCAAGCCCAACUGCGCCGUGGUGUUGAUCGAUUUCUUCAUCCGCCACGGCAUUCUGACCGCUGAGAACGAGCCGGACUUCCUGGAGAUCCAGGCCCGGAUACACCGUCGACUGGAGUUCCCCACCGCAUCGCACGCGAUGAUAUAGGAGGGAAACGAGACUCCGGCAUUUGUAGAGCAAACAUGACAUGUGAUAGAAAGAUCUCGAGAUAUUUAGUGGUUCUAUUUGAUAUACCCAUUUCACCAAUCAAACGCCAGCGCUGCAAUCGAAACACCCCAAUCAAUGCAUACAGACUUUUUCUUUCUUUUUCUGACCACCACCCCAGACUCUGAUCGAGCCGGAGCGCUUCGACAGCCCACAAGAGCCAGGGAAUCCAAAACGUCAAGCAAAAAUUCGUCCUCAUUUCUUCAGAAGCAGGUAGACAUAGUCGAUCCUCAAGGGAGCGAGCUUCUUGUAGGGGCCCUCGAGAUAGAGCAACAAUCCACCGAAAGAGGUGAAAACAGCCCUGUCAAUCA
This is a messenger RNA of Aspergillus saccharolyticus JOP 1030-1, 1513 nucleotides long. RefSeq names its product thiamine pyrophosphokinase-related protein. The record is from RefSeq and is a predicted model, not a curated record. Gene Ontology annotation, molecular function: 8-oxo-dGDP phosphatase activity. Lineage: Eukaryota; Fungi; Ascomycota; Eurotiomycetes; Eurotiales; Aspergillaceae. Bases 165 to 1145 code for a protein of 326 amino acids. The transcript is spliced from 3 exons.